Pestalotiopsis fici W106-1 is the source of this 522-nucleotide messenger RNA. RefSeq lists its product as uncharacterized. The transcript is spliced from 2 exons. Lineage: Eukaryota; Fungi; Ascomycota; Sordariomycetes; Amphisphaeriales; Sporocadaceae. Bases 1 to 522 code for a protein of 173 amino acids. The record is from RefSeq and is a predicted model, not a curated record.
AUGAGGAUGAGAGGGCGCAGCCGGCUCAAAUGGGAACUGAAGAACUCGACGGAUAUGCGGGAGUCUGCUUCCAACGGUUGUGAAGGAUGCGAAUUCUUUCUUGCUGCCAUAAAGCAGUUCUCAGAUACUUAUCAAUUGUCCGGAGCUUUCGAAGCUUUCGUAAAGCGAGCCGAACCUAUUCUCUUUGUUUCCAGUGGUGCUGAUAGCUACUCGCUCGAGACCAUCAUUGGCGAUCAUUUCAAUCAUGUGUGCAUUGAACUAUGCGCAGCAGAUCAAGAUGCCUCUAAUGUUUUCAGGGAAGGAAGGAGACUGAUACCACAGGAUCCCAAUUCACCCGAGGUGUUCGAGCUUGCCCGACUAUGGUUGGCUCGCUGUACUCAACAUGAUCACUGCGAAGCUCAAGAGGAAACACCUCUUCCCACAAGGCUCAUCGAGGUUCCAGAUAAUCCCGAAUUGCCUCUGCGCAUAUACGUUACCCAACAAGAUUCGCAUAGCAAAUAUAUGGCUCUUAGUCACUAUUAG